GGAGACACCCUAUGAUCACUCAGGGAACUCCGAUUUUCAUGAAGAAGUUGAGGGGUUUCUUACGGAAUCUCUCGUGAUAGAAGGUCUCUCUAAACUCGGACGGUCUGCUGAUGGUACUGGUCAGGUUUUCUUGAUGCUUUCCGUAGUGGGUCGUGGUUUACAUGACAUUUCACUCCUAACUGAGCACUACAUCCACUUGCAGUCUCUGGAACUACAAUAUAACAGCUUGACUGAUUUGUCUUCAUUGUCAACAUUGCGUUAUCUUCUUUAUUUGAAUGUUUCACAUAAUGAACUGACAUCACUAUUGGAUUUUGAUCCACCUUUGGGACUAAGGGAAGUUGAUGCAUCGUUUAACCAGAUCAAUGAAAUGUCUGACUUGUCGGCUCAUCAUUCACUCGCAAAACUUGUACUAAAUUGCAAUAGUAUUAGUGAAAUCAAGGGUCUGAGCAGUUGCCACAGGCUCAAUCAUCUCGAAAUAACUCACAAUCAAAUAGAAAGGAUAUCUGGUCUAGAUCAUUUACCCAUCAAGCACCUUGACUUGAGUUGCAAUAAGAUCAAGAAGACAGAAAACUUGGAAACGCUGGAGUUACUGACUCAUUUAGAUUUGUCUGGAAACAAACUUCGCACAUUGAAGGGUCUACAAGAUCAUCCAUUAAUGGGUUACAUAAACGUGGAAGACAAUGAUGUGAUUGAUUUGACCGAUAUGAAGUAUCUUAGAGAAAUGACUCUUUUGCGGAAGUUGAACAUGAAGAGGAAUCCUUUGCAGGACCUUCCAGACUAUCGUUUGUCUGUACUCUUCAAGCUUCCUCACUUGACAGAACUUGACACUGACAAAGUGUCAGCAGAGGAAAAGGUGACUGCCAUUAAUAUGUUUGCUGCUCCCUUGGAGCUAUUGGCUGCCACUGAUCACAUGACCAAUGUGAGGCAGAGAGUGUUGAAUCAACAUUUUGACCUUCUCUUGUGCACAAUGCCGGCUGUAGAUACGCCAUAUCCCAUGAUGGUGUUGUGUGGCCCACAGGGAGUUGGAAAGAUGCAAAUGGCUCUCCAGUUGGUGCGUGAUUUGCAAGCGUACUUUGGUUUGGGUGUGUCUCAUACGACACGUAAACCUCGAGUGGGAGAAGCAGAUAGUGGGAAUUACGUGUUUGUUUCUGAAGAGGAUUUUGAGAAGAUGAGAUCAAACGGCGAAUUUAUUGAAACAUGUUGCGUUGCUGGUCAUUCGUAUGGUCUGACAUUCAAUGCUGUGGAAUCUGUCGCUCAAGAAGGACUCGCUUGUAUUACAUGUAUGGAGUUGGAGGGAGUGAUGUCAUUGAAAAAAUCUUACUUUGAGCCUCGGUAUUUGCUGGUUGUUCCACAGUCAUUGCAAGUUCACGUGGCUCGUAUGCGUGAACGUGGCUACUACACGGAGGCUGAAAUCGAGCGAGUACAAUCUCGUGUCGAGAAGUGCAUCCAGAUUCAUCAAGAUAGACCAGGAUGCUUUGAACAGGCCAUCAAUUCAGAUGAUAUUGAUCAGGCUUAUGGAGAUCUAAAGCAUCUUGUUGUACAGCAAUAUUUGGCUUUGAGUAAUGACCCUACUCCAUUUUCAUCUGCUGGUCACUAUGGUUCUGCUACAAGUAAAGGGCUAGCGGGAACAAGUCAGGCAUUAGCUCAAGUGUUUUCACGUCCGUCAUCUUCAGCGACUGGAAGGACAAGAAGCGUAUUGGAGGAGCAAUUGUACAAACGGAGGUUGAGCCAAGCUCGAGCUGCUGUUGUUGGGCCAGCCCCUCCUCCCAGACACUCAGUUAGUGCUCCUGCUUCUAUUGCCUUAGACGUUGAUUUUGGAAAAGAGGGGAUCAGAGAUACUUCAAAUGUUAGCCUGUCUGCGUUGCAGAAUAAUCAGCCGACACCAUCCUCAUCAGAGAGUCGUUCUCGUUCGGGCUCAUCGUUGUCUGGGUUUUCUGGAGCGAGGGACUUCUCCUGUUCUCCGAUUUCACCGAGGUCUCAAUCUCCAUCUCUGCAGGAAAGAUGAUCGAGUAAUAUGACUUGACAAAUAGUGAAGUAUUGUUAUAGAAGUGAUUGAGAGAAUUAGCUAUAAUUCAUGAGUUUGAGUUCGAUAAAGCCAGUGCAGCACUUACUAACUUACUAAUUAGUAACGAGCACUGAAAGCUUUUUAUAAUAAUUUUGGCACAAUUACAUCUUAGUCUUUUCUCUGUGUAUUAAUUUAUUGUUUUAAUAAUUACUAGGGAAACACAGUUUCUAAACAGUAAUGCUGCAUGUACAUCAAUACAAAGUAUGUCAACGCCAGUUUUACUGUUACAGUUGUAGAGUGUAGUGACACAGUAGUAACAUGA
This is a messenger RNA of Corticium candelabrum, 2327 nucleotides long. RefSeq names its product leucine-rich repeat and guanylate kinase domain-containing protein-like. The transcript is spliced from 18 exons. Gene Ontology annotation, molecular function: GMP kinase activity; protein binding. NCBI's taxonomy places the organism in Eukaryota, Metazoa, Porifera, Homoscleromorpha, Homosclerophorida, Plakinidae. The coding region runs from base 134 to 2005 and encodes 623 amino acids. The record is from RefSeq and is a predicted model, not a curated record. Gene Ontology annotation, cellular component: cytosol.